This is a messenger RNA of Mesorhabditis belari, 450 nucleotides long. The record is from the annotation of a GenBank genome assembly. NCBI's taxonomy places the organism in Eukaryota, Metazoa, Nematoda, Chromadorea, Rhabditida, Rhabditidae.
AUGCAAUUUUUACAACUCGACUCCGAGAUCAAUGCAAGGCCGAACGAAUUCUAUGGAUCAGAGAAUUGUGAUCCGUCUUACAUGCCCGGAAAUCGAGGUCAGACCACAGAGCACGGAUUUUUGCCCCAUAUCCGACGCCAAACGUUCGAACAAAUUGGAAAAACUUUGCACAUUCAUAAUGCUGAAGCAAGGGCGGCUGGUGUGUAUUUUUGCUACGAUGACACCGCGUUGCAUUUGGUCCGUUAUUUCUAUAUUCUUCACGCAAUGACGCCGAUCAAUCGAGUCAAUUGGAUGGAUGAUGCCAAUUUGAAGAAUCGUGUUCCACUUAGUCCGGAUAUGGGCAAAAUGGUCAGUGAAUCGCCUGACAAAAAGGCUUCAAUACCGCCUCCAUUUCAAUGUGGCAAUGAUUGCGGGAAACCGAUUUAUUUCAACUGUGAUGACGAUGACCAG